Mesorhabditis spiculigera is the source of this 405-nucleotide messenger RNA. NCBI's taxonomy places the organism in Eukaryota, Metazoa, Nematoda, Chromadorea, Rhabditida, Rhabditidae. The record is from the annotation of a GenBank genome assembly.
AUGGAGGUAACCAGCGAGAUGAUGAAGCUUAUUGUGGAAUGGUGCGACUACCAUAAGAGGAUGCCGCACCAUUGGGACGACCGUGUUGGAUGGUUCCCUCUUCGUCCUUCAGCCAUGAUCAGAUGGCAACGAAAAUACAUGAACAAAUGCACACCGCAGCAACUGCUACAGCUUGUCACCGUCGCUGAUGCCUUGAAAAUUGGAUCCCUGCUACACAGGGGUUGCGAAGCCAUCGCCGACACCCUAAAGGGUCAGACCACCGAGCAAAUGCGCGAGACUUGGAACAUUGUCGACGAUACGACGGAGGAAGACCGGAAGGAACAAGACGAAUGGAAGGCUCAGAAGCUGAAGGAGCUCGCCCAGCUCGAGAAGCAAAAAUUCCGGGCUCGCCGAUCGCGCAAAUGC